CAACACGUAUGCCUCGUUGCGUUAUAUAGUUUGCUGCUGCGUGUCAAGUGGAUCGUAGCUGAAUGGGACCGGCUCGCCCAAUGCACACGCGUGUCCUGCCUCAGUCCCCGCUCCGCCCCCCCUUUGCGCACAACCGCGGUUGGACUUGUGGAAUGGUAAAAUCCGUCCAGGGCAGCUGGGGACUUCCAACGAAUACCUUCCACGGCAGUCCCGGGACUAUCCGGCACAACAGUCAUUCCCGGGGACAUGAGCGGGAAGGAGAAGGAAGCUUGGAGUGGACCCGCCCGCGGGUGGUUCAAGGGCGCGAUUGCUCGGCUCGGCCGAUCACGCACCCGGAGAUCCGUUCCGCCCUUUCCUUUGCUGCUACUUUUGGCGACAUAUGCUAGCUGCUGUGCUUACAACUAGACAUGCUGCUUCAGUACUCGCGGCUGGGCCUCGCGGCUGCGCCUCGCGGCGGCCGCUGUGGCCCGGUUCCGGUCCCGGCAUGCCCGACACCCAAUGGCUGGUCCAGCUGCCUGACAUGGAAUAACCUUGUUGGGUCAAGCGUAAGCAAUCUGCAGCAGCCGCGGCGGGGCAUGGCUCAACACGCGACCGGCGGCGGCAGCGAAGACCCGGCCGCUGCUACCAGUGACUUCCGCGACGGCGAGGAUGGCAAGGCUGCCGCAGCCGCAGCCACCGCAGCCACCGCAGCCACCGCAGCCACCGCAGCCACCGCAGCCGCCGCAGCCGACGACGACGACGACGAUGGCACGCCGGUUGACCCGAAGGCGCUGUUGGCGCGGCUGACGCAGCCUCGCGUGCCGGACAACCUCCUGCUGCACCGGUUCUGGGAGCCGUGGGCGCGGGACACGCGCUUCUUUCACGACCGCUUCGCCAUGUUCACCCGCCCCGAAUAUAACGCCGACGACCAGAUGCAAGAAACCCUGGGCCUGGCAAUCCGCGGCAGCAUCGCGGUCCCCUACAUGUCGUGGGCGGUGCCAUCUGCUGAGGCGCUGGAGGUGAUUGCGCAGGUGUCGGGGGGCCGGGUGGUGGAGGUGGGCGCCGGCACGGGGUACUGGGCGUGGCUGCUGACGCGGCGCGGCGUGGACGUGGUGGCGGUGGACAACGACUCCGAGUACCGCUUCAUCAGAGAGGAGCCGGCGGAGGGCCAGCAGGAGGCAGCAGCAGCAGAGGGCGAGAAAGCGGAGCUGCCGAAGGGGGCGCACCGAUAUUUGAAGAGCAUGCAGGUGUGCGACGGCCCCGAGUUCCUGGCGCGCCACGGCGGCUGCCCCGACCGCGCGCUGCUGCUGUGCUGGGCGCGGCACGACAUGGGCGAGGCCAGCCUGGCCGCCUACCGCGGUGACACGGUGGUGGCUGUGGGCGAGGUGCAGCAGGGCGCCACGUGGGAGCUGGACAGGGAGCUGCACCCCGAGUGGCGGCAGGUGCGCCGCGUACCGCUGCCCAACUGGACGGGCAUCCACGACGACCUGCGUGUGUACCGGCGGCGCGUGGCUGAGCGGAAGGAGGAGGAGGGGGGCAACUGAGGUGGGGGCGGGCCGGCGUGCUCCGGCUCUCACGUGUUGAGGUUCUGCUGGCAAGGGGAAGAGUGGAGGUGUGGGGCGGAUCAGAGGAUGCAGGGCGAGAAUUGUGGAAGGUGUGGGAUGGGGGUACGGAUGCGUUAGGCUAGGGGUGCACGAUUGACACGCGGAAGUAUGGUGACCGGCUACGGGGCCAGCGGCAGGGGCAGCAUCUGGGACAUCCAGCAGCCAUGCAUGCGAUGUGUUUGUUGUGGGUCAGUGUGGAAGGCCAUCACUUCAUUGAUUGCCCUUAGCCAGUCGAUCGAGUCGUUAGCAAAGUCGUGUCUGUGGCGUGAGAGCCGCCUCACUCAAUUAGCGGCACGUGCUGGAGUGCUGUGCCGCCGCCGCAGGGUGGCGGAAAGCACGUUUCCGUAACAAGUACUUUCUUUGAGCGUGUUCACAUCGGUAGGCAAGCAGACCCGCGCCUGGGCGGCAGGGGCUUUGGGGCGCAUGCGUCCAAAAGCCUGCUACGUACGCUUGUCAUACGUACGGCACAUAUAUACAUGCAUGCAUGGGUACAGCGCGAUAGUGGCGGUGCGUGGCAUUGCGCGGUGCCCGCAGAGGCGCAUCGCGACACAAACUACUGUAACCAACAUUGCGC
Chlamydomonas reinhardtii is the source of this 2157-nucleotide messenger RNA. RefSeq lists its product as uncharacterized. The record is from RefSeq and is a predicted model, not a curated record. Lineage: Eukaryota; Viridiplantae; Chlorophyta; Chlorophyceae; Chlamydomonadales; Chlamydomonadaceae. The transcript is spliced from 3 exons. Bases 408 to 1523 code for a protein of 371 amino acids.